AUGGCCGGCGACGAUGACAAAAAGAAACAGCGGGCUCCGGCCCGGCCAAAAACUAUCGUCUUCCUACACCCGGACUUGGGGAUAGGUGGCGCGGAGCGCUUGGUGGUGGAUGCCGCUGUGGGAUUGCAGAAGCGCGGAUACAGGGUUGUGAUAUUUACGAGCCAUUGCGAUCCUGCUCAUUGCUUCGAGGAAGCGCGCGAUGGUACCCUCGAUGUGCAUGUACACGGCAACACCCUCGUCCCGCCUACCAUCCUCGGCCGCUUCGCGAUCCUAUGCGCCAUCCUUCGCCAACUACACCUUUUGCUCCAUGUCGGGCUUUUCACCUCCAAGCUCGCCACCAUCGGUCCUGACGCCUUCUUCGUCGACCAGCUCAGCGCCGGCCUGCCCGCCUUAAAGGUCCUCCUCUCCAUAUCCAGCUUCUUCUCCCCGCGCGAGGGCGGGUUCAUCCCGCCGAUCUUCUUCUACUGCCACUUCCCCGACCUGUUGCUCGCGCGUGGCCGCGCGCAGCUCUGGAAGCGGUUGUACCGAGCGCCGUUUGACGCCCUCGAGCGAUGGUCCAUGGGAUUUGCCGAUGCCAUCGCCGUGAACUCGGCGUUCACACGAGGGGUAGUCGAGGCCACGUGGCCCGGGCUGGCGAACUCCAAGACUUUGCACGUGGUAUACCCGUGCGUGGACGUCUCGUCGCCUACGCAAAAGAAGAACAAUACCAAGAACAAGGAGCAGAACCAAGACAAACAAACAAACCCCGACGAAACCACCUCCCCAGAACCCUCCCUCGAAAUCGAGCCCCUCCCCUGGGCCCAAGACGGCAUCAUCCUCUCGAUCAACCGCUUCGAGCGCAAAAAAGACAUCGCCCUCGCCCUGCACGCCUUCGCCCGCCUGCCGCCCUCCCAGCGCAAAACCGCCAAACUCAUCCUCGCAGGCGGCUACGACCCCCGCGUAACCGAAAACGUCGCCUACCACACCGAACUCCAACACCUCGCCACCUCCCUCAACCUCCACCACGCAACCGCCAAAACCCUCGUCUCGGCCGUCACCCUCCCCCAGAACCAAGACACCAUCGACGUCCUCUUCCUCCUGUCGGUACCCGACCUCCUCAAAGAAAUCCUCCUCCGCUCCGCCCGCUUACUCCUCUACACCCCACGCAACGAACACUUCGGCAUCGUCCCUCUAGAAGCCAUGCUGCGGGGUUUACCCGUGCUAGCAGCCAACAGCGGCGGGCCGCGCGAGACGGUGGUUGACGGCGUGACCGGCUGGCUGCGCGAUCCGGAUGAUGUCGACGGGUGGAGUGAAGUGCUCGGCAAGGUACUAAAUGACAUACCCCAAAAAGAAUUAGAAAAGAUGGGGAAAGCGGGGGUGGAGAGGGUGAAAGAUGGGUUUGGGGAGGAGAAAAUGGCGGAGACGCUAGACGGGAUUCUGGAUCAGAUGCACGCUGGGCCGCUGGUGUCGAAUGUUUCGGUUUUGUUGGCGGGGGUGGUGGUGGCUGUGGGGGUGUUGAUACCGGUGUUGGUGGUUGGAAGGAUAGGUGGGCAUUUUGGGUAG
Dichotomopilus funicola is the source of this 1542-nucleotide messenger RNA. Its product is annotated as glycosyltransferase. Bases 1 to 1542 code for a protein of 513 amino acids. The transcript is spliced from 2 exons. Gene Ontology annotation, molecular function: alpha-1,3-mannosyltransferase activity; GDP-Man:Man(1)GlcNAc(2)-PP-Dol alpha-1,3-mannosyltransferase activity. NCBI's taxonomy places the organism in Eukaryota, Fungi, Ascomycota, Sordariomycetes, Sordariales, Chaetomiaceae. The record is from RefSeq and is a predicted model, not a curated record. Gene Ontology annotation, cellular component: endomembrane system.